AUGUUCAACAAGCUUGAUGAGCUAACCGUCCUUUGUAGUGUAGAUGCUGCUAUAAUAGUGUACAACUCUUUUGAAUUAGGGCUAGAUGUAUGGGCAUCUGUUGAAGAGGUUCAACAGAGAAUUGCUAAUUUCAUGAACUUGCCGGAUGUGCAACAAACUCGAACAAUGAUGAACCAGGAAAGCUUUGUUUUGGGGAGGAUUAAAAAGUUGAGCAUUAAGCUCCUAAAAGUAAAGAAAGACAACAGGGAGAAGGAGAUGAAUGCGUUGAUGCAUCAAAUCUUUAUUGGAGAGCGAACAAUUGAAUCCUCCCCAAAGAUCAAUUGUUAA
Molecule: messenger RNA, 327 nt
Organism: Ipomoea nil (Japanese morning glory)
Lineage: Eukaryota; Viridiplantae; Streptophyta; Magnoliopsida; Solanales; Convolvulaceae
Product: agamous-like MADS-box protein AGL92
Exons: 1
Coding region: 1-327 (108 amino acids)
Molecular function (GO): DNA binding; protein dimerization activity
Source: RefSeq, a predicted model, not a curated record